AUGGACUCCAACCCUUUCAAUGAUAGAUCCGCGGAUGCGGGUGACUUCAUGCUUCCGAACCUUAUGGAGAGGGAUCUUGAGUGGGCGGAGUCACUCUCAGACGCACUCUCAUUUGGAACCAGCCCAGACUUUGAUUACACGGUCGGAGCCAGCCAAUGGCACAAUUAUCAGUUAAGCCAAGACGCCCAGCUCGGCAGUAUUGAUGAGCCAGCUCCGCAGUCAAGCCCAUUCCUGGUCGGCCCUAGCGCUGCUGGUCAAGCUGGCGAGCAGCCUCAGAUUCAAUGGCCGAUCCCGGCUGUCCCAGAGGAGCCUAUGGUGAUGGAGACUGACCAGCCCGGCCAGCCUUUCCAACCGGAUUUGCAGCCCACGUCGGUUGUCUUUCCUUUCGGUAGCGCAAACACCCAGGAUCAGCAGAGCCAUAACAUGAACGCGGAUGCCGAGCUCGUGAACGCGGGGGCCACGACCAUGAAUGAGGAAAUCCGGGCCCUGAAAGACACGCUGGCACAGUACACCAACCAGGAGCCAGAGAUCACAAACGCGAAGGCCCAGGACAUGAACGCAGAGACCCAAACCAUGAACGAGGAGCCUCAGAUUACAAACGCGGAGGCCCAGGCUAUGAACGGGGAGAACCAGGACAUGAACCCGAAGGCCCAGACCAUAAACGGGGGCCCUGCACAGAUUGAUCGAGGAUCUGGCAACAUUCCUGAUGCCCAGACAAAGCAUCUUUCCAUUGAUUUCUGCGAUUAUAUGGCAUGGGCACUUACUGUGAGGAAUGCCCGUGCCGCACUGAAGAGUGGGCAGCCGGCAAGUAUACCUCGAGACAUCGCGACGAUGAGUGUACGGGCCUCGUAUUGUCUGUACGCAAAGGGUCAUCAUGAACUGCCACCCACCCCAAUCGAGUGGACGAGGCAUUCCAAGCACGGUCCAGCAUGCCUUCCCUGGGAACUUCAGUUGCUCAAUAACGGCAUGCGAGAGUAUAUGCGCAAGGAUCCAACUUCUUCUCCAGGCAACUACCGAGUCAGAUGCGUGCCUUUGGGAUACGGCCGCUGGGAAGUUCGGCGCAAUGACGACAUGCGACGCACGCUCUUGGAAGACGGCCCGGGACCCAGCUAUGUGUGGCACGAAUACGGCUAUGAGGCAGGGCCAAGCUCGUCGCAGAAUGGAGUGCCGCCUCGACAAUACAGCAGACGGGGGACUUCACGAUUCCGUCGGCAAGGUCAGACUCCAUCGCAACCUGCGUCGGGAUUGUCGAUGCAAUUCCAGCUGCCGUUAAACCCGCAGAUGCAGCUUGUAUACGAGGGACGUCAGCAACAACAGCAAAAGCAGCAACAGCAGCAACAGCAAAAAGCUUUGCAGCAAGUUCAACAGGCUCGGCAGCAACUGCAGCAGCUGCAACUACAGCUUCAGCAACAACAGCAACAGCAACUGCAACAGGAGCAACAGGAGCAAGGGCCUCAGCAACUACAACAAACUCAGCAGCAACAAUGA
This is a messenger RNA of Colletotrichum aenigma, 1488 nucleotides long. RefSeq lists its product as uncharacterized. The coding region runs from base 1 to 1488 and encodes 495 amino acids. The record is from RefSeq and is a predicted model, not a curated record. The transcript has 2 exons. NCBI's taxonomy places the organism in Eukaryota, Fungi, Ascomycota, Sordariomycetes, Glomerellales, Glomerellaceae.